CGUCGGUUCCUGAAGGAGGCAGAAGAAGACUCGUAUUAUAUGCUUUUGCGUGGUGGCGUAUAACAAAGAAAACAUAACACAUCUUUUUUUAAUUUCAACUUGAAAAUCUUCUUCACUUCCGAAUCUCAAUUAUUCUUUAUUCAUAUUCUUCUACAUCCAACCAAAACCCUAAUCCCUUUCUUCUCCGCUCCACUCUCAUUCUCUUUCCCAAUCCAUCCAAUGAGCUAUCAAAUGAAUGGUGAAAAUGCAAGAAGAGAUUUGAAAAGAAAGCUCCCUCAGAUGGAUCGAGGGCAUGAACCGAGAACUUAUAAUACAAAUUCUACACCUUAUGAUAGGAAUGCACUUCCUCCUGGUUGGUUAGACUGCCCAGCACAUGGGCAAGAACUAGGAUGCAUAAUCCCUUCAAAGGUUCCCCUUGGUGAAUCAUUCAAUGAUUACAUUCCAAAUAAAAGAUAUACUCCCAAGCAAGCAAUUAAUCAACAGAGAGCUUUAGGUAGAGAACUUGGUUUAGUGAUUGAUCUUACAAAUACUACUCGUUACUAUCAAUUAUCAGAUUGGAAAAAAGAAGGGAUUGGCCAUGUAAAGAUAAGAUGCAAAGGAAGAGAUUCUGUACCCGAUGAUGAAUCUGUAGAAAAGUUUUGCAAUGAGGUUCUGGAUUUUUGCUCUCGAAGACCAAACACAAAGAAAUAUAUACUUGUACACUGCACUCAUGGGCAUAAUCGUACAGGUUAUAUGAUUGUUAGCUUUCUUGUGCGUACAGAAUCAAUUUCUGUCACUGAGGUGAGUAAAACCAUAAAUUGUUCAAAGGUUUGUUUCAACAGCCACUUUACACUGAUAACUUUUAUGUUGUGCACAUUUAUGCCUGUUACCUUCCAGGCAAUAAAUAAAUUUGCUCAGGCACGUCCCCCAGGAAUUUACAAGCAGGAUUAUAUUGACGCCCUGUACAUGUAUUUUAAUGAAAAUAAGCCUGAAAAUCUUGUUUGUCCACAAACUCCAGAAUGGAAGAGCCUCCCUGACCCUGACUAUCAUGGCGUGUCUGUCUCAGCUACAGACAAUUAUACAGACAUUUUGAAUCAGGAGAAUAUUGUGAGGAAUGAAAUAAUGACAAAUGAUGAUGUUUUGGGAGAUCCUAUUCCUUCAAACCAGCUACGUCCAAUGCAAGAAGUUUGUUAUCAACUGCUCAAGAUGGGCAAAGGGGGAAAAGGCUUUCCCGGAUCACACCCUGUUUCUCUGAACAGGGAAAAUUUGCAACUCUUAAGACAGAGGUAUUACUACGCCACAUGGAAAGCUGAUGGGACACGGUAUAUGAUGCUAAUCACUGGGGAUGGAUGUUAUUUAAUUGACAGAAAAUUUCUUUUCCAAAGGAUCUGUAUGCGGUUUCCUUGCAGAUACUCAAAUGGGGGUACACCUGAGAGGAAUCACCACUACACAUUACUUGAUGGGGAGAUGAUUAUUGACACAGAUCCACAUACACAUAAGCAAGAAAGAAGAUACCUCAUUUAUGAUCUGAUAGCAAUCAAUCAAGUUUCUCUGACAGAGAUGCCAUUCUAUGAAAGGUGGAAAUUGCUGGAGAAAGAAGUAAUUGAACCUCGGAACAUGGAAAGAGAAGCCCUUUCCAAGAGUAUAAGUCCUUAUUAUAGAUAUGACUUGGAACCAUUUGGUGUGAGGAGGAAGGGUUUUUGGUUACUAUCUACUGUGUCAAAGCUCCUUCAUAAAUUCAUUCCACAACUCUCACAUUCAUCAGAUGGCCUUGUAUUCCAGGGUUGGGAUGAUCCCUAUGUCCCUCGCACACAUGAAGGUCUUCUGAAGUGGAAAUACCCUGAGAUGAACUCUGUUGAUUUUCACUUUGAGGUGGGAGCCGGUGACCGACCCCUGCUUUUUCUGUUUGAACGCGGAAAGAGGAAAUUAAUGGAAGGGAAUGCUGUUAUUUUUAAAGAUGCGACGGAUAUUUCUGCCUAUUCAGGGAGGAUUAUUGAGUGCUACUGGGAUGCUGCGGAGCAUCACUGGGUCUGUAUGCGGAUAAGAGCCGAUAAAGCAACUCCAAAUGAUAUCAAUACUUAUAGAAAGGUAAUGCGAAGCAUAAAGGAUAAUAUCACAGAAGAGGUCCUGUUGAAUGAGAUUAGUGAGAUCAUUCGGCUACCCUUGUAUGCAGACAGAAUACAAAGGGAUAUCAAGGCUCACCAGAAUAUGGUCUCUUCACGACGCAAGUGAGUUACCAUGAAAACAAAGCAUGUCCAAUUUAGUGGUACUUAAUUGAAGAGCAAGCAAGACUUAACAAACACGAGUAAAGCUUUGCAAUUUUGUUGCCUAAGUUAUUACAUGACUACGCCAUUCAUUCAUUCUCAAUAGCAUCCCUCCAAUUACCUUGAAAAAGAGGUUUAGGUUCUCUGAUAUUGUCUGUGGCCGAUAAGAUUUUGAUCGUUGUUGUAUAUUAGCAAUUUUGCCAAUUUUAUGUAUUAUUUUUUUUAAGAUAAAGCAAAGACUAGUUCCUAAGAUCUUGUUGGAAAAGAAAAAAAAAAGGCUCAACACAAAUGGCUUUGACAGGGGUAUGUUAAUACAAUAUUCCAUCCACUAAUAUCUUUACAAAUAA
Trifolium pratense (red clover) is the source of this 2590-nucleotide messenger RNA. RefSeq names its product mRNA-capping enzyme-like. Lineage: Eukaryota; Viridiplantae; Streptophyta; Magnoliopsida; Fabales; Fabaceae. The transcript is spliced from 16 exons. Gene Ontology annotation, molecular function: ATP binding; mRNA guanylyltransferase activity; mRNA 5'-triphosphate monophosphatase activity. The record is from RefSeq and is a predicted model, not a curated record. Bases 220 to 2211 code for a protein of 663 amino acids. Gene Ontology annotation, biological process: protein dephosphorylation; 7-methylguanosine mRNA capping.